GUGUGGCAGGAGCCAGCAGACCUGCGGCUGCCUGGGACGUGUGCUGUGGACGUUUCAGUCCCUCCCAGGUGACAGUGCAGGCUGGGAGACCUGGCCAGACAGAGAGAGCAGAGGUCACAAACAGCAGGUGUGCCAUGCCAGAUGUUCUGAGGAAGAGGGGCACAUACAAAAGCCACAUGGGGGAAGGCCUCCUGCUGCCCGCCAAGAAGUCCCCAUUGGCCCCAUCGGAUGGUGCUGGGAAGGCUCUGGGGACCCCUGGGCAUGGACGGGAGGGUGGCACACAGGCCAUCGGCGACGGGCACCCCUGGCCGGCUGGGCGGGAGGGGGCAGGUGGCCCUCACCCAGAGAGCUGCCUGGGGUGUCCCACGGGCCCCGCACAGCCGCGUCAUCUCCGUGGGCACAGAAAGCAGCAAGGCUGGUUCAAGUUCCUCGUGUGCUGCCCAGCAAGACAGCUCCCAGGGCUGAGGAUCCACAGGCCACUGCCUGGCGGCCGCCCAGGACCUCCACCCACCCACCAGGCAGCAGGUGUUUGCCGGCCUCCCCGCCUGCACCCUUUGCCUCCAAGCCCAGUGACUGACAGGCGCUCCCCGGCCCAUCAAGCCUCAAUGCGCAGGAUUAGCCUGAGCAUAGCCGAUGAACUGCCUUGGAAGACCACAGUGGAGACGGAGCGAGAAGAGGAACAAAACACUCCUGGGCUUCAGCCAGCUGUGCAAAGCUGCAACAGAGCCAGAUGUGUGGGCGGCGGCCAUGCACGAGGCAGCAUCUCCACCUUCUGGGCGACAGGGACAGGAGCGGGGCUGGUGCUUCUGCGCUCUGCGGGAGCCAGGCCGCAGGGGGAGGCCAGCUUCUGGCUGCAGCCCCGGGGCAGCGCAACGUGAGACUGCCGGAGCUCAGACCGCCUGGGGACCCUCCACCUGGGAUAGGCCCUGCAGCCUGCACCCUCCCGGUGCCCACUGCCCGCCCGGCCCUGCUCUGCUGCGCAGCGCCCAGCCCUGCUCACUCCUGGCGGCGUGACGCCUGGUGCCUGCCACACGAGGCAGGGACCUGGCUGUUCUGUGUGUGGCUGUGCCCGGCCUGGCCUCCUGCCCACACAGAGCGAGUGCACGAUCUGGUCUGGUCUGGCCCUGCCACCAGCUGAGGAGGAGCAGCUGCCCGGGCCACCUCCUGGCCUGCUGAGGUCCAGUCCCACCAGGCCCCCCAGCCAUCUGCCAGAGUGGCUGUCACAGGCGUCUCCACGCCCUGCAGCCCACACACGCUCCGCCCGGCGUGCGCCGCCUACCUCCCCGGGGCGCGGCAUGUGCGGACAGCCCGCAGGGCGCCAGCGGCAGUAGCUUCCAUCGUCUGCCAUUAGACGGGGCUGCAACACGCAGCUCUUCUCCCGUCUACACACCACACACAUGCUGUACACGCGUGUUGGGUGAAGCCCUAACUCGAAGAGCAGACACUGAUCACGACUGGACGGUACCGAGCCUUUUCAUCCUCACCAACCAAAAUGGUUCCUUGGUGCUUAAUCACACCUUAAAAUUCCAAAUAUUAAAUUUCCAAGGCUCAGAAGCUUUC
Molecule: messenger RNA, 1560 nt
Organism: Lemur catta (Ring-tailed lemur)
Lineage: Eukaryota; Metazoa; Chordata; Mammalia; Primates; Lemuridae
Exons: 5
Coding region: 135-878 (247 amino acids)
Source: RefSeq, a predicted model, not a curated record